AUCAUCACCUACUGCAAUUUUAUUUUUUUUCAAAAUUCAAACAACUCUCUUUCCUUGUUCUUCCUCGAUCCAAUCAUAUACGGUAGCUUAAAGCUUAGCCAUGUCGUGGCUUGCUCGUUCCAUAGCCAACACUCUCCGUCUCGACGACGAUGAAGAUAACGAUAACGAAGACAGAGUAGAAUUCAAUCGCAACUCCCAAAACGACGUCGUAACACGUGUUGCCAACUCAUCAACUGCUUCUCACGCCGUUGACGAAGAUACAUCCACCUACGAAGAAAUCGAUUUAGAAGAACGAUCUAAUAACGAUAACGAUUACCGUUCCGGUUCCGAUGUUGAUGAUGAGGAUAAUCAGAAUCGCGGCGUGAAGGAGGAUUUGUCUGAACUGAAGGAAACCCUAACGCGUCAAUUAUGGGGAGUGGCUUCAUUUCUAGCUCCACCACCUCCGCCAUUACCGCCGGGGAAAUCAGAUCUGUUUGGUUUGGAUGGGGACCGGAUUGAGAAUUCCGGAUUGAGUGAUGGAUCCGAGGAGGAAUAUAUUGGGGAUGGAGAUGGUUAUUUGGAGAAUUCGGAUGAAGUGGAGGAGGGUGAAAGUGAUGCUGUUGGAGUGACAGAGGAAGUGUUAGCUUUUGCUACCAAUAUAGCUCAUCAUCCGGAGACUUGGUUGGAUUUUCCAUUAGCUGAUGAAGAGGAAUUUGAUGAUUUUGAGCUCUCUGAGGCCCAACUGAGGCAUGCAUAUGCUGUUGAACGUCUAACGCCGAGACUAGCUGCUCUCAGAUUUGAACUUUCUCCUGCUCAUUUAAGUGAAGGCUUCUUUUGGAUGGUCUAUUUUAUUCUUCUUUACUCAAGACUGAAAAAGCAGGACGCUGGGAUUUUGUCUACAUCUCAGCUUGUAGAGGCAAGGGCUAUGUGGAUGCAAGAGCUGCAAAAGAAAACAAAACCAGAUUCAGAUUGGUUUGGCAUAGGCACAUUUCAAGCAAAAGAGAGCCCAUAUUCACCACGUGGAGACUUUGAAUCCAACUCAUCUGAAGAUGCUCACUCUAGAUAUUUUGUGCUCCCAAGAGCAUAUGCUUUUGAACCUCCAAGUUGCCACACCACUUCUGACACUGAGACUGAGAAACACUCAAUUGAAAAUACAGAGAUCCAAUUUAUUGACAAGGCAGUUAUUGAAGAAGAUGCUCCAAGCAAAAUCAUUGAAAAGGAGGUGGUAGCUGGUCCAUCUUUUAAACCACCAGUGUUUGAUUAUGAUGAGCAUGAGGAUGACUGGCUGAAAGACAACUCAGAGUUAGAGGGUUACACGGGUUCUACUAUUGUGAAUGAGGAGGAUGUUUCGUUUAGUGAUCUUGAAGAUGAUACUGAUUAUACAAUGCCUAUGAAACCCAAAUCAGUGCCAAUAAAUCAUAGCACAACACUUGAUGUCUCGUGAAUUUAUCUUUAGCUGCCAGGAGAUUCUUAUUUAACUUAGGAGUAAACCCAGCCGCUUGUCAACCUCUGAGUAAUCUGGAGCUCCUAGCAAAAAAUGCUUAACUCUCAAUUUCUCCAUGGUUCAGGCAUGUUAGGCUGCAUCUUAACCUGUUCUGGCUUGCGGAAGUUAGUACUUCAUGAUUGUGCAAUGACCACUUCCCGUGGUUGUUAUUAGUUGGCAGUCUCAAUGUUAAAGGUUGGUCAUCUCAGAUUCUCAUCAUCUCUUGAACCUCACAAAUUCGAUCACAAGAUGCUUGCUUACUUGCACAGUAUGGUGCAAGGCAAUAAGCAACAUUCAUUUUAUCCACAUCUCCUCCAUUUUUUUGUGUGUUUUGAGGUCAUAGCUUAAUCAUGACCUAGGGAGGGCAUGGUAGCUAAUUCUCGAAACAGUGUUUGUAUUUGUACAUAUACAUGAAUGACCGUGCCCUGUAACAAGGCAACGGAUAUAGUGGGGUGCCAUAUAAGGAAAAGUGUGACAUCUCUCCCCUGUGAAAGGAAUAUUUUUUGCAAUUGCACAUUGAAGAAUAUCCCAAUUUGGCAUGUUCAUCUUUCCUCAAUCUUCUUGAAAUGCAUCUGUGAUGUUAUCAUGCAUCUGUAGGCCUCCUCUUCUUACUUACUAUAAGGGUGUAACUGUGAGUGAGAAGAGAGUGAAACCUUUUUCAUGUCUCUGUUGCUUUUAUCUAUUAUUCC
Solanum stenotomum is the source of this 2151-nucleotide messenger RNA. RefSeq lists its product as uncharacterized. The record is from RefSeq and is a predicted model, not a curated record. Bases 101 to 1423 code for a protein of 440 amino acids. The transcript is spliced from 3 exons. Lineage: Eukaryota; Viridiplantae; Streptophyta; Magnoliopsida; Solanales; Solanaceae.